Petromyzon marinus (sea lamprey) is the source of this 7441-nucleotide messenger RNA. The record is from RefSeq and is a predicted model, not a curated record. NCBI's taxonomy places the organism in Eukaryota, Metazoa, Chordata, Hyperoartia, Petromyzontiformes, Petromyzontidae.
GGGGAGCAAUAUUCACUCGUUGAACUGAGAGUUGUUGGAAGCGCUGGACAGUGUAGGAGGGUCGUGGUUAACACGCCUCUUCAAUGUUGCAUGGAAGGCGGGUAGGGUACCUCUGGAUUGGCAAACUUAGGUUGUGGUUCCCAUUUAUUUUUUUUCAAAAGGGGACCAGAGGGUGUACUCCAACUACAGAGGAACCACACUCCUCAGCGUCCCAGGUAAAGCUUGUGUCAGAGUGCUGGAGAGGAGGCUCCGCUCAGUGGUCGAGCCUCAGAUGCAGGAGGAAGAAUACGGAUUCCGUCAGGGUCGUGAAACAACGGACCAGCUCUUUUCCCUCUCACAGAUAUUUGAGGGGUCAUGGGAGUACGCUUGACCAGUCUACCUUUGCUUUGUAGACUUGGAGAAAGCAUAUGACCGUGUUCCCCGCAAUGUCUUGUGGGAGGUGCUGCGGGAGUACGAUGUACCGGUGCCGCUUGUGUGCGCUAUCCAGUCCCUCUAUUCGCAGAGUGAUAGCUGUGUCCGUAUUCUUGGUGUUGAAUCAAAGUCGUUCACUGUGGGUGUUGGACUCCGCCAAGGGUGCGUCUUGUAUCCACUCCUGUUUGUGACUUUCAUGGACAGGAUAUCAAGGCGCAGCCGAGGUAUGGAGAGUAUCCGGUCCGGGGACAUGGAGGCGGCGUCGCUGCUUUUAGCAGACGACGUUGUCCUCUCUGCCUCGUCAGUCUGUGAUCUCCAGCGUGCACUUGAGCGGUUUGAUGCCGAGUGUGAAGCGGCUGGGAUGAGGAUCAGCACCCCCAAAUCUGAGAUCUUGGUUCACGCCCAGGAGACGGUGGAGUGUUCUCUCCAGGUGAGGGCCUUUCAUGGAGGAGUUUUAGUACCUCGGGGUCUCUUUCCCGAGUGAUGGCAAGUGGGAGAGGGAGAUCAGCCGGCAGAUCGGUGCGGCGUCCGCAGUGUUGAGGGCGCUGUACUGUUCUGUGGUAGUGAUGCGUGAGCUGAGUUCUCCGACAAGGGGCCGAAAUGAGGGUUCUCCAUAGGGUUGCCAGACUCACUCUCCAUGAUUGGGUGAGGAGCUCAGUAAUCCGGUAAGCCUCAGAGUCGAGCUGCUGCUCCUCCGGAUCAAGAGGAGCCAGUUGAGGUGGUUCGGGGACCUGGUAAGGAUGCCCCCCCGGUAGACUCCCCCUGGAACUCUACCGGGCAGCACGUCCCACUAUGCGAAGACCCGCGGGCCGGCCCAGAACACGCCGGCAGUGGAACUAUGUCGCUCGGCUGGCCUGGGAACGCCUGGGAAUUCCCCAGGAAGAGCUAGAGCCUGUCGCCAGGGCAAGGGAGGUCUGGACCGCCCUACUCAACAUGCUGCCACCGCGACCCUCAUCAAGGCAAGCGAACUGAGAAACGAACGAAUGAACUGAGAUUUGGUGCCAAAUAUGCUACGCCACUGCGGAGACAACAUCACGGCACAGCGCAGAUUAUCGCAGUGUAAUCACUUCAUCAACGUGUGGCACGAGUCCAUAUCAGUAAUAGGCCCGUGGCUUGCUAAACUGGUGGUGUAAAUUAUUUGAGCACUCUCUGCUGUAUUUUAUAUUACAGAAAGCAAGUCCACUAGUGAUUACAUAAUUCUCUCUGUCGUCCAUAUGUUACGUAACAUAUACCAGCAUUUUAUAUGCUUGGCUUUAAUCUGUCUGCCUCUGGGCGCAUGCUAGCUAAUGUAGCAGGGUUUGGGAAUAAGGAAUGUUCAAAGGUUUUUUAUUUAUUUUUUGAUGAAAUUAGUAUCAUGGCAUUUAUGGGAUUAACAUGUAAAACAAAGAGAUAUAUAAUUUAUUUGCAUUGCAUAUCAAUUUGUGAUGAUACUUGCAGUUACUGAUUUAAACAUAAUUUAUCUAUUCAUCAUCAACCAUGUUUUAUCUACUGCUGGAUAAAGGUCUCUGCACGCCAUCGUCUUCCCAUAGUUUCGUGAUGCACAAUCCAUCUCGCCCCUGCAUAUAGCCUACUUAUCUCGAUGGAUUAGCAGACAAUGUCUACUUCACAUACUGUAUCUGUCUCUGUACAUACAAAAAAUAAUCUUUUACACAAUACAUCAGCCCCACUGACACCCAUAAAGCCGUGGGCCAAUAGCUUGUGUAAAAUAAACUUUAUUUUGUUUUAUAUAUAUAUGCAGAGACAUGUAUGGAUAGCUUUCGUCUGCUUAUCUAGUUUGUUCCCAAUAUUAUGCACAUGCAUGGGUUUAUCUGGGUGCUCCAGUUUCCUCCCAUAUGCAAACACUUAUUAAUUGGCCGAGAGCACCUUAAUAUAUAGAGGACCACAGAGCUUGGGAGAAAUGUAAUGUAACCACGACUGAUAUUUGUGUUACUUUCUCCAGACAUAGCUCUUGUGACACCGCUGAAUGAGCUGGUUGGCCGUAUCGGGUGGUGAAGGGUUACGACACAUUUAUAAAUUACGAGAUCUAACCCAAAAACCUUUAUUAUGAAUUGGCAUAUGAACUAAACUAUUUUGUCUUAGCAAACCUUGAAGGUCAAACGAACAUGUAACGGCGUAUUCUUCUCUGUCUCGUGAAGACACUGAACUUAGCUCGUUCAGUUGGCGUGUAUACUUUGCAACAUUGCGCUAAAUUGGAAACACACCUUAUUUAUUCAUCCAGAGUGAGUUCGUCUAAUUCAUUUUCCGAUCAGGUGAUGCACCGUGGUGGUGAUGAUGAUGAUGAGCUGUGUUUUGAUGGCAGAUGAUCGCUGUGCUUGUGUAACAUUGCAUUACGGGCUGGUUGUGUAUCGAGGUCAUCUCAGGACUAGCUACAAAGUGUUGCCAAUGUUUGUAUACAGUAGUUGUGUAUAACUUUUGGGUGCCUAAGAUUGGUCGAGAGGUCAGACUCGCUGGCGCCCUCGGGCGAGUGUUGUACGCCUGGGGCAGGGGUGUCUGGAACUUACUCAAACAAAGGUCCUAAAUGCAGGAGCGGCAAGGCCCCCCGUAGACAACAACACCAACACUGGACUGUAUUCAGGAAGCCUGGGUUUACAACAAAGCGGGUGCCCGAGUACGCCACUGAAUAUUCACAGGCGGGGGGAUUGUCAGGGAUGUGACUCCACGGUGUUGAGAUAAGAGCGUGCCCACGACACGAGCACAGAGGGCAAAAAAUUAAUAACGGGCCCUUUGGUAUGCGUUUUUGUUGUUGUUAAGUGUGAUGAAUGGCCGUGGCUGGCGUACACUCACAUUAGUGCAGAGUAUAGCAAGAACAAUACCGUUAAUAUAGUGUCGAGGCCAUGCUGUAAAUAUGCAGUACUGUAGUUCUGUAGAUAUGCUCUUCGCUCGCUCACCGUAUUGCUCAGUUUUGUGUUUUGUUUUGGUCGAUUUUUAUUUGAAAGUAAAAUUGAUCAAAUGCAUCGUGGCAAAGUCUGGUAUCUUUGCUUUUGCAAGAUGUCGUUUAACAGUGAGAUUUAAUAACUUUGCUUUUUUAAGUUUAUGUUUGUUGGACUUUCUAUGGGCUGGAUAGGAAUUAUCUACUGAUGGAAACAUAUUAAUACGUCGAUUCAAAUGUGUCAAUUGUCAACUUAAAGAAAUUGUCUUAAAUUUCCCAGGGCACCUUGGUGUCAAAUGCUCUCUCCGAAUGCAAUCCAAUCAAUGUGUCCUCUUGUUCUGCUCAGGGGAAGGGCUAUUUCCCAAGACGGUAUUAUUCUGGUACUGUAUAACGCUGGUGAAGAAAGUGAUAAUUUUUAUUAUUGCAUUAUAAUUUGGUUUGAUAUGUGAAGAGAUUGUAGGGUGACAUCAUUUAAUAGCCCUAAGUUAAUGUUGGAAAUUCCACAUUCUCAUGUAUUGCAGGACAUUCUCUGCAUGGUAUGGUGCACUGUGGACAUCCCACGAAGUAGUAUUCGUAUUGCUGACUCCAGAAGGACGGUGGAUGGAAUGAGUACCCCUCACCAGGAUUUAUUUUUACAACCUUUCCAUGGUGAAUUAAACACCAAGUCCUUUUUUUAAAAAUAAAGCUUAAAAAUAAAGAUUACUGCGCGUCCAAAAACCUGCAAACGUAAGUGGCCAAGAAGGAAUGACACGUGCACUGGUUGAACAGGUGUGAUUGGGGCAAAGCCGAAUGUUUGGAAUUCACCACUGAAGUUUCAUCCCACGAGCUCUCCUCGUCACACCGAAGAGGGUUACGGGACGCCCCACCAGUGCCCGCUCCACGUUUUCCCACACGUGCUCAGUAAAUCCCGCACAUGUUUGAUUUUACGCCUUUAUUUCAUUCUUUUUUUUUGCUUCGCUUAUGUCUCAGCUAUGUAGCGUUUUUAGGCUCCAUGCCCAAGAAUGGUUGGCAGCCCUGCGUGGCCAAGAGAGCAACGGCCUGCCAAGUGUAGCAACAUCUUCAACAUCGUCAUCAGCUUCAGCAGCAGCAAGUGGCCGAAGCAGUAGCAUGAAGCAAACGCAGCAGCAGCAGCAGCAUGUCGCGCUAUAGUCAUCGCACGCAGUGAUCGCAGUCCAGUGUAGUACAACAGCAUUUUGACACGUCUCUCACACACGCACGCACUUGCAUAGACACACACACUUGCAUACACACACGCAAUGAUGAGCUAAGGCAGAAGUAGUCCAUUCGUCUACACAGCUGAGCCACAGCUGCAAGCCCCCCUACGCAAUGCGUCAGACCACCUGAACCAAGACGGCCGGCAGGAACCCGGGCGCGCGAGCCCUCCAGGUGAGGGUGACGUUGGCCGUGACAGCUGUCACGGUUCAGACAACAACAACAACAACGUCAGCAGCAACCCGCCACGAGCCAUCCGCAUCUCAAGGACGCGGCAGCGGUGGCGGCGGGGGGUGGUGCUUGGUGGUUGUUGGCGACUUCAAUUCCCGGCUCAGUAAUUUCCCAGCGCCCUCGCCAAAGUGGGGGGCAAAGAACAGACGCCCCCCAGAGGCCGCCUCGGCGCCCUCACGCGCGAGACGUGGGCGGCAUCGCCCGCACCAUGCGGGAGGUCGCACCCGUCCUGCUGCUGCUCCUGGUGCUCUCCCUCGCGGCUGCGUCCGAGGCGGCCGAGGAACGGCCUGCGGUGGACGAGGGCCUACCACGCUUCAUAUGCAGCAUCCCCGGUCCCCCCGGCCCUCCAGGCUUACUGGGGUCCCCUGGAAUUCCGGGUCCCGCGGGGUCGGCGGGGAUGCCGGGAAGGGAUGGCAGAGACGGUGCCUUGGGAAGCAAGGGAGACCGGGGCCAGCCAGGCACAAAUGGAAAGCCCGGUAAGCCGGGCCUUCAGGGACAGAAAGGACUGCGUGGAGCCUACGGCAAGGCCGGGCCCAGGGGCGUGAAGGGACCUCCGGGUACCGUGGGGCCCUCCGGCCCUGCGGGCCCUCUCGGGAUGAAAGGGGUGCGCGGUGAGCGCGGGCCGCCCGGCAGCUGCAAGUGCAGCAACAUCCCUCGCUCGGCCUUCACGGCCGCCAUCACGGCCAGCUACCCGGAGGUGCGCACGCCCAUCAAGUUCGACAAGGUGCUGUUUAACGAGGGCGGCCACUACAGCGGGCUGACUGGGAAAUUCAUCUGCGCCAUCCCCGGUGUCUACUACUUCUCGUACGACGUGACGCUCGCCAACAAGCACCUGGCCAUCGGGCUCAUGCACAACGGGGUCUACCGCGUGCGCACAUUCGACGCCAACACGGGCAACCACGACGUGGCGUCGGGCGCCACGCUCUUGCUGCUCAAGCCCGAGGACGAAGUGUGGCUCCAGAUCUUCUACGCGGACCAAAACGGGCUCUUCUCUGACCCCAACUGGGCCGACAGCCUCUUCUCUGGGUUCCUGCUCUACCCCGACCCCGACUAUAUGGCUGACUACGAUGAGUUAUAACUGCACAGCGUGAGGAACUUGUUGGUAGGGACUGGUUUUGGGUUUGGGGAAAAUGGUGCUAAUUUCACUGAUGGACUUAUUGUGACCAGGCCUGUAUGAGUUGUUGUGCUGGGAAAACUAUGAAGCAAGGCUCAGCUCUCUGAGGUGACCACAGCAGCAAAGAUUCAAGUCUUUGCCAGAGGUUUCUAUGAGCAGGCCUUCAUACUCAACUGUAAAGAACCCCAUUAAUCAGGGCCUGAUUAUCCAACAAAUGGGGUAAGCAGCUGCCUUUGGAGCCAUGAGGCUUAACGUUGGAAGUUGGAGAGAUUGGAAUUGAUGGUAGAAAAGAGGCUUGGAUCCAAAAACAAAAUGAGGCAAAAUAUUAUUUGGACUUAGUGUUCAGUGGAUCCUCAAUCCAGGUCUGAUGAAGGCUCAUUUCCACAUCUUUGUCUAUAUACAGAGCCCCCAAAUAAUUGUUACAUGCUAUUUUAACCGUGUGUGCUGAUACAGAUUUCUGCAACUCAGGAAUGAAGAGUUUUCAGAAUUUGGCUAUAGAAUAAAGACAACUUGGAGUGUGGUGCUGUUAAUUGCUUGCAAAUGACACUAAAUUCCAGUCAUAUAUAGCAGGAGGACCGGUGAUGUGGGUAUUAACAGGACCAUUCUCAUAUAGUGUAAACCUACAGUGAGUGGAGUGAGGGACUGGUGUUGUACACAGGCUGGUCUCACGAGGCAUUAAAUCCUUUCAAACCGUGUGUGGGGAAAUAAAAUAUGUAAACCACGGAGUGAAUAUUAAUAGCUCUGUAUUGAAUGUUUUCUUGUUCAUCGUUCUUAAGGUAAUGGAGAGAAAAAAAAUGUGGUGAAUGUGAUAAUCAUUUGACUCUUCUGGUGAGAACAUAUUGCAUUGUAGGUGCCAAUCACCAGUUAUAAUCCACUCCAUGUAAACCUGUUUUGAUUUUGAGAUAUGGUAUUGCAAACGUUUUCAGAUCAACGCGUAUCACCGCUCAAACAAGUGUGCGAGUGUUGGUGAUGUUGAGCCCAUUGUGGACUUCUACUUUUUUAACAUUGAGGUUCCGUAUAUUCUUCGGACAACGACUGUUGGACUUUUCAUGAAGUGGCACUUACUCUCUGAACACCCGAGGGGUUUGGGUUGAGCCACCCCCACCGCCCGCCCGACUGGAAUUUGAACUUGAAACCUGCCACUGUGCCCUAGCCGUAGCAUUACCAAGCCGUGUAAACUUUAAUUUCAAAACUCUGUAAAGGUCAUUUUCCAAUAUCUGACAUCAGCCAUAAAUAUAUUGCGUAAUGGACUUGGCUGGGCACUUGAGCUGGACUCGAUGCAUGACAUAGAUUAUAAAUGCCAUGACCUGACCUGGAUGGGCAAGAUUGGUGCCCAGCACGGAAUUGACUGUGUUGCUUAAAUGGCAUCGCGUAACAGUGCGCGACUUGUGUAAUGCUAAGCCAUUCCACAUACACCAUCAACUGAAAGCACAACAAGCCACUUGCACAAACAUGGCAUUUACGUUAAAGUAAGGAUUUCAUUGAGGGCCAGUUUUUUUUUAUUAAAAUGUGUUUUUGAAGAGUACAAAACAGUUUGAUGUUAACAUCAAUUUAUUUAGCUGUUGGUUAUGGAACAGCUAUAAAAUAAAAAAUAUUUUCUCCAA